Hevea brasiliensis (rubber tree) is the source of this 1054-nucleotide messenger RNA. Its product is annotated as NADPH-dependent aldo-keto reductase, chloroplastic-like. The transcript is spliced from 7 exons. The record is from RefSeq and is a predicted model, not a curated record. Lineage: Eukaryota; Viridiplantae; Streptophyta; Magnoliopsida; Malpighiales; Euphorbiaceae. Gene Ontology annotation, molecular function: aldose reductase (NADPH) activity. Gene Ontology annotation, cellular component: cytosol. Bases 2 to 958 code for a protein of 318 amino acids.
UAUGGACAAAGAGAAUAAACACGAACCCUUAUAUUUUGAUCUCAAUACGGGUGCUAGGAUUCCAGCCGUUGGCUUGGGGACAUGGAAAGCUGAACCUGGUGUCGUCGGUGAAGCCGUCAAAGCUGCUGUCAAGGCCGGUUACAGGCAUAUAGACUGUGCCAAAGUUUACAGUAAUGAAAAAGAGAUAGGGGAUGCAUUGAAGGAAUUGUUUUCCUCUGGAGAAGUGAAACGUAGUGAGCUAUUCAUCACAUCUAAGCUAUGGUGCAGUGACCAUGCUCCUGAAGAUGUCUCAAAGGCACUAAGCAAGAGUUUAGAAGACCUGCAACUUGACUAUAUUGAUCUUUAUCUCAUACAUUGGCCAUUUCGUACAAAGCCAGGGACAAGUGGUUGGGACCCAAAAAACAUGGCUCCACUGUGCCUUCCAGAGACAUGGACUGCAAUGGAAGGCUUAUAUGCAUCAGGCCAGGCACGCGCAAUUGGCGUCAGCAACUUCUCAACUAAGAAGCUGCAAGACCUCCUCAAAUACGCAAAAGUGCCACCUGCGGUUAAUCAGGUGGAAUGCCACCCUGUCUGGCAGCAACCUGCACUUCACAAUUUAUGUAAAUCAACUGGAGUUCAUCUAUCGGCAUAUUCUCCCCUGGGGUCUCCAGGUUCUUGGGUUAAAGGAGAAAUCUUAAAGGAACCAAUACUGAUUGAAAUUGCUGAGAAGCUCAACAAAUCACCAGCACAAGUUGCUCUUCGCUGGGGUAUCCAGAGUGGUCACAGUGUCCUUCCAAAAAGUGUAAAUGAAUCCAGGAUCAAGGAAAAUUUAAGCUUGUUUGAUUGGUGUAUCCCUCCAGAGUCCUUUUCAAAAUUAUCAGAAAUCCAUCAGCAAAGACUCCUCCGAGGGGAUUUUGCUGUGCACGAAACUCUCAGCCCUUAUAGAAGCCUGGAAGAACUGUGGGACGGUGAAAUAUGAGAAGAUUUUCCUUUUUCUUUUUUUGCUUUUAUAAAAACUCGAAUUCGAGAGACUAUUGAUCUUGUCAGGAUCAGAGAAAGGGGAAUUCGAGUCGUG